GUGGUGUCUCAUUCUAAUUCUAACCAUGGGGUUCUUCACUUUCUUUCUGACAACCCUAAUGCUCAUGGUGUCUGUUUCCCAGGCAAAUCCUCAAUAUGAAUACCCAGAAAUUAAAAACUUCCUCUCAUGCAUUUCUCAAUCUCCAAACGCUGGCGUCUCCGGAGUCACAUACACCCAACAAAACGCCUCAUUCACCUCCAUCUUGAACCUGCACGUUCAUAACAAACGCUUCAAAACGCAAGCCUCAGCGAAACCCCUCGCCAUCAUAACCGCCAAAUCCGUGAUUCAAGUCCAGGUAACGGUUACAUGCGCCAAAUCGAACGGCAUUCAGAUCAGAAUCCGAAGCGGUGGCCACGACUACGAGGGUCUCUCGUAUGUCUCCGACGUCAAAUAUGUGGUACUCGACAUGUUUCCUCUUCAAUCGAUUGACGUGGACUUGAAAAGUGGCACUGCGUGGGUCCAAGCUGGAGCCACGAUUGGUCAACUUUAUUACCAAAUAGCAAACAAAAGCAAUGUUCAUGCUUUCCCUGCUGGGGUGUGUUUCACUUUGGGUACUGGUGGCCACUUCUCGGGUGGUGGGUAUGGGAAUUUGAUGAGAAAAUAUGGUCUUUCUGUGGAUAACAUCAUUGAUGCAACGUUGGUUGAUGUCAAUGGUUAUGUUCUUAACAGAAAGACAAUGGGGGAGGAUCUAUUUUGGGCCAUACGAGGUGGUGGUGGGGCCAGUUUUGGUGUCAUUGUUGCAUGGAAGAUCAAAUUGGUCCCUGUGCCUCCUCAGGUGACGGUCUUCCGAGUCAAAAAAUCUGUGGCGGAAGGUGCAACCGAUGUUGUAUACAAAUGGCAACAUGUUGCAACCAAGCUAGACAAAGAUCUUUUCAUUAGGGUCGAACCCGAUGUGGUGAAUGGAACAGUGGUGGUCUCAUUCAUCGGGCAAUUCUUGGGCAAAAUUAAUAGGCUUCUUCCUUUGGUGAAUGAGAGUUUCCCUGAAUUGGGUUUGAAGCAAAGUGAUUGCACAGAAAUGCCAUGGGUUAAUACCACUCUCUUUUGGUUUGAUCUCCCAAUUGGUACUCCCAUUGAGGCUUUGUUACCAACCGAUCAGGAGCCACCUUCGAUCUACACUAAGGGCAAAUCAGACUAUGUGAAAACCCCCAUCCCAAAGGAGGCUUUGAAUUCCAUUUGGUCUAUGAUGGUUAAAGUUAAUAACAUGUGGAUGCAAUGGAACCCUUAUGGAGGGGCCAUGGAUGAGAUUUCAUCCAAUGCAACCCCAUUUCCUCACAGAGCAGGGAACCUGUUCCUGGUUCAGUACUUUACGUUUUGGCCUCAAGAUGGUGAUGAGGCCGCUAAUCUUAAUCUGAACAAGUCGAGGUCGUUUUAUCAGUUUAUGACCCCUUAUGUUUCAAGCUCUCCAAGGGAAGUGUUUCUUAAUUAUAGGGAUAUUGAUGUUGGUGCCAAACAUCCUAGUAGUUCCAAAGACUUGGACGUCGCUCGGACUACUUAUGGAACCAAGUUCUUUAAGGAGAAUUUUGACAGAUUAGUGGCUGUGAAAACCAAGGUUGAUCCUGGCAAUUUCUUUACUUAUGAACAGAGUAUACCACCUAAAUCAUAUAACUAGUUUUGAAGUUUGAUCUGCCUUGUUAAUUACAACAAUUAAUAAUAUUCUCUAUUUCCUUUUU
This is a messenger RNA of Cajanus cajan (pigeon pea), 1670 nucleotides long. Its product is annotated as berberine bridge enzyme-like 17. Gene Ontology annotation, molecular function: FAD binding; oxidoreductase activity. The record is from RefSeq and is a predicted model, not a curated record. NCBI's taxonomy places the organism in Eukaryota, Viridiplantae, Streptophyta, Magnoliopsida, Fabales, Fabaceae.